AUUAUCUUUUAUCACAGUUCUAAAAUAUUUCAAAGGAAGUGGGUCAGGAAUAAUUAAUGUUCAUCUAUAUUUAUAUACAAAUUGCAUUUCUUUGGAGAAACACACAUAAAAAAAUCAUGUCUCCAACUUCUUGGGUUGAGAAGAAGCUUGACAUGCUAAGAAUCCACAAGGGCAAUGAUCUGCUGCUUCGUGGAACCAGUUUGGCUUCGCGCAAUUCUUCGGUUCAUCAGGACAUUGAUUUUGGUGCUGAUUUUCGAUACAACAAUUGCUCAGACAUAGACAUUGAUGAUAUGGAGUCCAUGGUGUUGAAUCUGAAGAAGAAGAAGCUUAAAGUUUUCACUCGUAAAUCAGCCAGUAAAGCAUCCUCAAGAAGAGUGAGAGCUGACUACAGAAAACUAUCUACCAAAGCCUCCAAGAAACUUAAUGCAUGGCUUUCUUUCUAUAUGUAGUUAAAAGUUUCAGUACCCUUCUAAUAUUGAUGCAUAUUGCAUAAAGCACUUCUGAAUUUGCUUUAUCUGGGGCUGAUGUAUUGUGCCAAUAAAAUUUGACACAUAUUUAUGUGAUCAAAAUAAUAAAAAAGUGAUUGAAACUUUUUUUUUUGGUUUUUUUUUUUAAAU
Molecule: messenger RNA, 617 nt
Organism: Ziziphus jujuba (common jujube)
Lineage: Eukaryota; Viridiplantae; Streptophyta; Magnoliopsida; Rosales; Rhamnaceae
Exons: 3
Coding region: 57-449 (130 amino acids)
Source: RefSeq, a predicted model, not a curated record